Molecule: messenger RNA, 5103 nt
Organism: Nothobranchius furzeri (turquoise killifish)
Lineage: Eukaryota; Metazoa; Chordata; Actinopteri; Cyprinodontiformes; Nothobranchiidae
Product: NACHT, LRR and PYD domains-containing protein 3
Biological process (GO): intracellular signal transduction
Molecular function (GO): protein binding
Source: RefSeq, a predicted model, not a curated record
AACUUCCUGUUUUUUUCAUCAACUCUCAGAGAGGAAACAAGUCUUUUACACGCAAACGCCAGUCUGUGUGAAGCAGACGACAGCUAAAAAACAAUCCAAGCAGGUAUUCUGAUGUCAGAAAGUGAAUCUGUGAGCGUGUGUUGCCAACUACGUGACAAACACCAAGGGUGAGACACGUCAAAUGAGAUCUAAAGAAGCAAGAGCUGAAGAAAAUAUGGAGCAAAUGACUGUUGCUGGUCAAACAAACAAUGCCUUUCAAGGUUUCAAAGACCUGGUUUCCUCAGUGAAGGCUUCAAUUCACCACUUCCAGCCCAGCAUCACAGCUCAGAGUGGCUGCAGCGUUGUUUCUCCUUUCAUAAUUGGUUCUUGCGUUGAAAACGUCAACAUCAAUGUAUCCACAAUUCAAGGACCAAAUGAUCAGUUGAAAGAAGAGCUCCAUGAAGAUGGAAAAUGUGACUUUGGUUCUCAACAUCCCCACCAUAAGAUUAAAGAAUGUCAACAGAAACUUAAAGAAACCCUGAAGAGGAAUUUCAGUCACUUGGCAGAGGGGCUAAUGACAGAGGCAAACAAGACCCCUCUGAAUCAGAUUUACACAGAGCUGUACAUCACUGAAGGAGGAAGUGGUGAAGUGAAUAAAGAGCACGAAGUAAGGCAGAUCGAGAAGGCAUCACAGCGAUGUGCAAACAGGGAGAAAUCCAUCCACUGUAAUCUCCUGUUUGUUCCUCCACCUGGAGACGAACGUCCCAUAAGAACAGUAAUCACAAGAGGAGUCGCUGGCAUUGGAAAAACCGUCUCAACCAAUAAAUUCAUGCUAGACUGGGCAGAAGAAAGAGCAAAUACAGACCUAGACUUUGUUUUCCCGCUCCCUUUCAGAGAUCUGAACAUGAUGAGAAAGGUUACCGUCAGUUUUGUAGAUCUUCUUUACAAGUUUUUCCCUGAAAUAAAAGGUAUCGACAUCUUCAACUGCUCUAAACACAAAAUGCUUUUCAUCCUGGAUGGUUUUGAUGAGACUCGCCUUUCUUUGGACUUCCAAAAAACUGAAAUACUGUCAGAUGUGAUGGAGCCAACCUCAAUUGCUGUGAUUCUGACCAACCUGAUCAGGGGACGGCUGCUUCCUUUGGCCUUUGUUUGGAUCACAUCUCGACCAGUGGCUUCCACUAACAUCCCAAUGGAGUGCAUUGACCGCGUCACUGAGGUGCGAGGGUUCAACAACUCACAAAAAGAAGAGUUCUUCAGGAAGAAAAUUAGUGACAAGAACUUAGCAAACCAGGUGAUCGCACACGUGAAAUCCUGCAGGAGUCUUUACAUCAUGUGCCACAUACCGGUCUUCUGCUGGAUGGCGGCGAAAGUUCUUGAGAAGAAAAUGGCAACGAAAGACAACAAAGAAACACCAAAGACCCUCACACAAAUGUACAUCCGCUUCCUUUCUUUGCAUGCAGACGUUAUGAAGAAAAGGCUGCCUGGAAGAAAAGAAUCAAAUGCAAACUGUGUGAGAACGAGCCUCCUUGCGUUGGGUAAACUGGCUUUCCAAGCACUGGAGAAAGGCUACCUGAUCUUCUACGAGAAUGAUCUGAUCCUCAGUGGCAUCAAUGUCUCACAGGCAUCCAUGUUUUCAGGAAUUUACACACAAAUCUUCAGCGAGGAGAUGUCUCUGUGUGAGGAGAAGAUGUUUUGCUUUGUGCAUCUGACUGUUCAGGAGUUCUUUGCAGCAUUGUAUGUCUAUGUCACUUUCCACAAUGAAAACACCAACAUCUUGGUGAAGAAGUCGUCCAGUUCACGACGACUCCUGUCCAGAGACUCAUCAGAGCUCAUCCUUUACAAAGAGGCAGUGGAAAAGGCUUUGUGGGGUGAAAAUGGGCAAUUCGAUAUCUUUCUGCGCUUCCUUUUGGGCUUGUCAAUGGAGGACAAUCAGCCCCUGUUGAAACAUCUAAUGACUAGCAACAGAACUCACCAAAGAACAAGAACUGAAAUCAUUAAACACAUAAAGGAGAAUAUAAAAUCCUGCCACUCCACAGACCGAUGCCUCAAUCUGUUUCACUGCCUGAAUGAGCUGAAUGAUCACUCUCUGGUGGAAGAGAUUCAGGACUACUUCAGCUCAGGUAUUCUGAACAAAACCAACCUUUCACCUGCUCAGUGGGCCACUCUGGUCUUCGUGUUACUGACCUCAGAGGAGGAGCUGAAUGUGUUUGACCUUAAAAACUACAUCAGAUCAGAGGAGGGCCUCCUGAGACUGCUGCCUGUUGUUAAAACAGUCCAAGUGGCAAGUCUGAAUGCAUGCAACCUCACUAUGACAUGCUGUGCAAACCUGGCUGAUGUCAUCAGCUCAUCCCAACUUCGAGAGCUGGACCUGAGCAACAACGAGCUGACAGAUGCAGGGCUGAUGCAGCUCUCUGAUGGACUCAAGAGCAGCAAACUGAAAAUACUCAGACUUCAAAGCUGCAGCCUGACAAAUAACAGCUCUGAUACUCUGGCAUCAGUCAUCAGCCUCAUGUCUUGCCAACUGAAAGUUCUGGAUCUCACAGACAAUGACUUUCAGGAUGUAGGAGUCAAGACAUUCUCUACUGGUUUGGCAAGUCCUUCCUGUAAACUGGAGCAACUCAUUUUGUCAGGGUGCAGAGUUGCAGAAGAGGGUUGCACUUUCCUUGCAUCUGCCCUGAACUCAUCCCGCCUGAGAAAACUUGACCUGAGCUACAACCACCCUGGAAACUCUGGCCUGAUGCUGUUGACUGCUCUGCUGGAGGACCCACACUGCAGCCUGAACGCACUCAGUGUGGAGCAGUGCGGUGAAUCCAGAAUCCAGCCUGGUCCAAAGAAAUAUGCCAGUAGACUGACCCUUGACCCAAACACAGCUCAUAAAGAUCUUACUCUUUUGGAGGGGAACAGGAAAGCAAAACGCUGGACCAAGCAGCCAUAUCCUGAUCAUCCAGAGAGGUUUGAUUUCUGGACUCAGGUACUGUGCAAGGAGGGACUGACGGGACGCUGCUACUGGGAGACAGAGUGGUGCGGAAGGGUCGGCCUAGGAGUGGCCUAUCGACGGAUGAACAGGAAGGGGGAGGGCCAUGAAUGCUGGUUAGGUCGGAAUGACAAUUCCUGGUGCCUGAACUGCAACAAAGAUGGUUACAGGAUUCUGCAUGGAAACACAAAUGAUGCUGUGCCCGCUUCAGCCGGCUGCAAUAAAGUAGGAGUGUAUCUGGACUGGCCUGCAGGAAUGCUGUCUUUCUAUAAGGUGUCCUGUGGUGAACUCACUCUCUUCCACACCUUCCACACCACAUUCACUGAGCCGGUGUAUCCUGGGUUUCACCUGGGCUGGGUGGACUCGGUAGUGCAACUGUGCUAAUACGUGUGUCCUGGUUUAGGGAAAUCAGGUUCUAAGACUUCUACUCAACUCUGAAUUACUGAGCCUGAUGUUUAAUGUGACAUUUACAGAAUACAGAGGUGCUAAAAUCAGAAUCGCCCUGUAUAGAUGGGUAAAAUGAUAAACUCUGACUGAUUGUGUUUUCUUUUCAUGUAUGACAUAAGAAAAUAGAUCCUCCAGGAUCCUGGUGUUCAAGAUAUGUUGUCCCCACAGCAAGCAGGGGUAACUGGUUCUGGCCUCGGGUCUCCUUACAGAAGAAAACCAGAUGACCAAAUCAGCUCAGGUGACCUUCUCUGGUGAAGAGAAGCAGCUCUUCACCUAAUUUCCAGUCUGAGCUUGGCAGGAAUCCCCUUUAAGCCUCUAGUACCUGGGAUCUUAUCCUUUUGGAAAUGAGCUAAAUCUCAUGACCAUAAGGUUAGAACACAGUCUGAACAUUUGAGAACUUUGGCUUUUGAUUCAGCUCAUUCACAAAACCCAAAUCUAUUGGUUCAUUUCUUGUUCCAAGCUGCCACUUAAACUCAUGAUAUUCUAGCUAGUUUAGAGUCUUGGUACUAAGCUGCUGUUAAGCUCUGGCAUUACUUAGAGUAAAAAAAAACCACGGUUACGAAUUGUAACCCCAGAUUCUAUGAAUAUAGGCGCAGCCCAUUAAGGCUGCCACUGGAUGAGCCCUUCUCAGGUGACUAUCUGUGGUCAGAGAAUCGGUAAGGUAAUCUGUUCCAAAUUAGUACACAUGUUAGCAAGCUAACAUGGGAAAACUUUACACUGAGCUCUUAUUGAAGGCGUUGUGAAGAGAAAAAUGUGAGACGAGUGGGGGGCUAGGCACCCAUUUUAUACCAGAAUAGGGCUAUUGAAAGCUCUUCAGUGAUUGGCUAACCCAAGAAUGGCUCAUCCAAUGACAACCUUAAAGGGCGGAGCCUAUACAAAUAGAACAAACAAACUUAACACAAUAGCAUCAGCUCCACUAUGUCUGGACUAGGUUUGGAGUGUUCUCGUAGCCUUGGAUUUUUCCGCGCGCAACCGGAUGUCUUUUCAGCCCUUUUCCCUGGAGCCAAACUGGUCCAACACGCCCACUGCUGACUGGCUGGCUAGCUCAAAAUCACACAUGCCAUUUGGAGGAGACUUCGAUUGGCAGAUAGAAUCAGCUUGCAGAGGCUUCCCACAUGCAUGAUUCAUUAUCAUUUUGAAUGCUGUGGAGUUAAGGAGCCUCUAACUGAAGCAAUUAAUUGUUCCUCUGUUUCUCACUGCUGUGAGGAGCACGCGCACACACACCAAAGCAGGAUGCAAAAUCAGUCAGAAUCUCCAAAAGUAAGACUGCUCAGGCCGCUUUAAUGGAAACAAUGCGGAAUUCUCCGGUUCUUUUGCCCCGCCCACGUGUUUGGAGAUGCGUUCAUGACAUCACAGACCACAGACCCCCAUGUGCUCAAUCAUGUCCACAUUCCUAAGGCAGUGUGGAAGAAACACGGCCAGGCUGUAGCGGAGUGGAGUCUAUGCUAGUGUAUAAGUGGCACGAGUUCACUCACUCAGCCCCUCAUACUUGUAUGGCAUCAUACCUGCGCCACUGAACUUUUUGCUGUAGAUAGGUCGUUUAAAAAGCGUCAUCUUUGAUUAAUAUUGGUUAAUAUAAGAGUCAAGUAUUAUUUGAUGGUGAUUUUUUAAAAAUGCAUAUUGGUUAUGGUUUAAUUACAUGUUGAUGUCUGUUAAGCUUCAAAAUCCUGGCAUUUUGGGAGUAAACAAUACACUGGACUAUC